Molecule: messenger RNA, 651 nt
Organism: Phytophthora nicotianae INRA-310
Lineage: Eukaryota; Oomycota; Peronosporomycetes; Peronosporales; Peronosporaceae
Exons: 1
Coding region: 1-651 (216 amino acids)
Biological process (GO): isopentenyl diphosphate biosynthetic process, mevalonate pathway
Cellular component (GO): cytosol
Molecular function (GO): diphosphomevalonate decarboxylase activity
Source: RefSeq, a predicted model, not a curated record
AUGGAGAAGGCGAUCUUGGCCAAGGACUUCGAGGCAUUUGGCAAACUUACGAUGCAGGACAGCAACCAGUUCCACGCCACGUGUCUUGACACUACACCGCCGAUUUUCUACCUAAACGAUGUGUCUCGUCAGAUCAUCCGCCUGGUUCACCGCUACAACGAGCAGGCUGGUCGCUUGCAGGCCGCAUACACGUUCGACGCCGGUCCGAACGCAGUGAUCUUUGUUGAGGAACAACAUGUACAGGAAGUAGUGUCCCUUGUGCACCACUGCUUCCCUACGUCGUCGGAGAUGACCGUUAAGUCGUCGAUGCUCGUCGACCGCACGCCAUCCGAUGCGCUGCUUGCGAGGAUGGAGGCGAAAACCGAAUGCGGGAAGGCGUUCAAGCUCCCGCACAUUCCUGAUAGUGUUAAAAUGAUGUACGUGUCUCGCGUCGGAGGUGGCACGCGUGUCUUGGCCGCGGACGAAGCGCUGGUCGAUUCUGCCACUGGCGAGCCGCUGCCAUAUCACAAGGAGAACUCAAGUACUGCUGAGGUGCGUGGCUGUCCGCUCUUCAAGCCGAGCUUUUGGCUGCCGGAAGAACCAGCGCUGCGUUAUUUGGCCACUGCAAUCGCCGCAGCAGCAGUGACCAGCGCCGUGCUGUUGCGGAAGUAA